Molecule: messenger RNA, 1351 nt
Organism: Nematolebias whitei (Rio pearlfish)
Lineage: Eukaryota; Metazoa; Chordata; Actinopteri; Cyprinodontiformes; Rivulidae
Gene: psmd8
Product: proteasome 26S subunit, non-ATPase 8
Exons: 7
Coding region: 25-822 (265 amino acids)
Biological process (GO): proteasome-mediated ubiquitin-dependent protein catabolic process
Cellular component (GO): proteasome regulatory particle, lid subcomplex; cytosol; proteasome regulatory particle
Source: RefSeq, a predicted model, not a curated record
CGUACAUUUUGCAGAAUCACCACCAUGGCGUUGAAAGAAGCUGCGGGACAAUAUGAGACCCUCAAAGCCGAGUGGAACAAAAACAAACCGAACCUGGACAAAUGCGGAGAACUCCUGAGCAAACUUAAGGUUUCAUUACUGGAGCUGAAUUUCUUACCUACUAUCGGAUCUGGAAUGACCAAACAGCAGCUCAUUUUAGCUCGUGAUGUCCUUGAGAUUGGAGCUCUGUGGAGCAUCCAAAAGAAAGACAUCCCAUCUUUUGAAAGAUACAUGGCCCAACUAAAAUGUUACUACUUUGAUUACAUAAAUGAGCUGCCUGAAGCUGCCUACAUGCACCAGUUGCUUGGACUGAACCUGCUCUUCCUGCUCUCACAGAAUCGAGUGUCUGAAUUUCACACAGAACUCGAGAGGCUGAGCGCGCGAGAUAUUCAGACUAACGUGUACAUCAAACAUCCGGUUUCCUUAGAACAGUACUUGAUGGAGGGCAGCUACAACAAGGUAUUUCUCGCAAAAGGCAACAUCCCUGCUGCGAGUUACACCUUCUUUAUAGACAUUCUGCUCGACACCAUUCGGGAUGAGAUUGCAGGUUGCAUAGAGAAAGCGUACGAGCAGAUCCAGUUCAGUGAAGCAACCCGGGUGCUUUUCUUCAACACCCCCAAAAAGAUGACAGAGUAUGCCAAGAAGCGUGGCUGGACUCAGAACCCUGACGGCUGUUACACUUUCACCAGUCAGCACCAGAGGACAGAGGAAGUGACCAUUCCCUCCACGGAGCUGGCGCAGCAGGUUAUCGAAUACGCACGACAGCUGGAAAUGAUCGUGUAAUCUGCCACCAGGAACACUCAGCCGUGUACAGACGCACUCGGAUAAACACACCGCCGGUCCAGGAACCAUCCAGUCCAACACGCGUGACUCCGUUUGUUACAGGAGUUAUUUUCCAAACAUGUUUUCCUCAGUUCAUCCUCUGCUGGUCCUCCUGUCUAGCAUCGUUUUUGAUUUUCAAAACACAGAACCGAACUGAAAGUGAAGAUGAUUUACAGUCGCCGCCGGUCUCUGAAAAUAUUUAAGGAUUUCAGCGGUAGUUAUUUUGUUUAGGAUGCCUUACACCAAAACUUUGAGACAUCUGACCUUUUGUCUUAUUUACAUUCGGAUCAAUCGCUAAUCUGUUUUCAACACAACGUCACAAAUUUUAUUUUUAUUUUUUAAAUGGCAUUUAGAUUUUUGUACACAAGGUUUUAUCCUUGGUACAGAAAUAUUUGUCCAUUGAAGUUUGUUUUCGACGUAGUAACACAACUUCCUCCUUGAAUGGUUUGUAUUCCACUUCCUUUCUGCAAUAAAUAAUCCAGAAAAUAAA